Molecule: messenger RNA, 1181 nt
Organism: Musa acuminata AAA Group (dessert banana)
Lineage: Eukaryota; Viridiplantae; Streptophyta; Magnoliopsida; Zingiberales; Musaceae
Product: dof zinc finger protein DOF3.2-like
Exons: 2
Coding region: 267-1124 (285 amino acids)
Biological process (GO): regulation of DNA-templated transcription
Molecular function (GO): DNA binding; DNA-binding transcription factor activity
Source: RefSeq, a predicted model, not a curated record
UCGUUACCAGCAAGCACGCGUACAGUAACCUAACGAAGCCAUGUGGUGGCACCAGAGACGGCGGGACCCAGCGCGACGAAGCGUCACUGUUGCGCUGCACGCCGCCGUGGGACCCGCACCCUUCUCCUUCCCUCCCCUCCCCCCUCUCCUCUUCGUUCCCCCACCUCUCUCUCUCUCUCUCUCUUCAUGAAGUUGUUGCAGGUGCGACUGGAAUUUUCCAAUGCUUUCUCAGCGUGCAAGCCAUAACCACAGCGUUCCCUUUCGCCAUGGCUAGCCAUCAGCUGGAAGGAUUAUUGUCAUGCCCCAAGAACCAGCAGCAGCAGGAAAGGAAGCCAAGGCCUCACCCGGAACAGGCCCUCAAGUGCCCAAGGUGUGCCUCCACCAACACCAAGUUCUGCUACUACAACAAUUACAGCCUCUCCCAGCCCAGAUACUUCUGCAAGGGUUGCAGGAGGUACUGGACUCAAGGAGGCUCUCUCAGGAAUGUCCCUGUGGGAGGUGGCUGCAGGAAGAACAAAAGAUCAUUCUCUUCCUCCUCUUCCAGAAAGGCACAGGACCAAGAUCUCAUCACUGCCACCAACUCCUUCAAUCCACUCCCCUCCCCUACCUUCAUCCCUCCACUCUCCAGUGACCUCACCUUAGCCUUCGCUGGCCUCCACAAGCAACCACCCAACCAUGGCCACAGCCUUCUCCUAGGGCAUCCUAACAAUGAGUCCCUCCCUGCUGUCACAACAAACCAUGGCUUUCUUGACAUUCUAAGGAGCGACUCCAUUGACAGUAUCAACCCAAGUGGCUUAGACAACUACCUCUACUAUGGAUUUGGUGUCAGUGGGAAUGUGGAGGUGGGAGGUGGUGCCAAUGGAGAAGAUGAUGGGUUUCUGUCCUUCCAUGGGGGACUGGGUGGUGCAACAGCAACAGCAGCAGCCAGCCAAGGUUCAUGCAAGGACAUGGAUGAAGGGGAGACCAAAGUGUUGAUGGGUGGUGAUGGGAACUUGGCUGUGGACUCUGGAAGAGAGUGGACUGCUAUGGGUUCUUCCUGGCAUGGACUCAUCAACAGCUCCUUGAUGUCAGGAGCAGGAAUAGAUGUGUCCUCUACCCUCGGAGAUGCCCAUGCCUUCUUCUAAAAUCCCUACAUUCUCAGUUCUUUCAUUGCAUAUUUUUGGCUUUUCUUUCUUUCCUUC